This is a messenger RNA of Talaromyces stipitatus ATCC 10500, 2466 nucleotides long. RefSeq lists its product as uncharacterized. The transcript is spliced from 5 exons. Lineage: Eukaryota; Fungi; Ascomycota; Eurotiomycetes; Eurotiales; Trichocomaceae. The record is from RefSeq and is a predicted model, not a curated record. Bases 1 to 2085 code for a protein of 694 amino acids.
AUGGAGGACAUGCCUGUCUCGUCCAGAGCAGACUUUGAGUCUCUUCCACCGGCGGUACAACGAAAGGGUAAGCGAAGCUCCAUCGCAAUCGCAUUGUCUAUUAUUGAUGUGAAUGUAUUUGACAAGUCAAUUGGCAAGACUGAUGAUUGUGGAGGAAGUUGGAUGCAGUUGGUUCCUUUUGCUUUGACGGCCUCAUCACGUGCUCUUACCUUUUCUUCCUGGUCCAAACUUCAACCUCGUCAUCCUCCUCAACUUCAUCUUCUCCAUCUUUUACGCAUCUCAUCAUCAUGUACAUCUACUCGGUCAUGCAAGAGAGGGAGUCUGAAGACAAUCAAUCAAAUUGUCCUGUCUAUCCAAGCCACUUCGGAGACUCUCCAGAUCCUCCUGGUGGGCCUCGGACAGCCUAGUCAGGCAAGCUUACAUCCACGCCAUCAUGCUCAACCAGUCCACGAGUCCACGGCAAAACUGCCGCUCCCCAUAAGCCACCAUUCACGCGCUAGAAUUAUAACACCUUCUUCCUCCACUUCUUCCCUUGCACACCAAGGCCAACAAAAACAGCGCAGUCCUCGCCAAAAACUCCAUCUUCGUCGAAUUUCCCCUCUCACCGCUCGGCGUGGCACGAGUAAUCGUCUUACUCGUCUGCCUGUGGGGAAUGAUCUGGCUCUAGUCAACGAGUACUUGCAAUGCUUUCAUUCUCUUCCGCCAAAGAUCCAAAAAGUGAUUUUUUCACCGGAAGAGCAACAGAUUUUGCAACGAAUAGCACCUACAGCAACAAUCACCGACGCUGCCGAUAGGGCGCUUUUCAGACUCGAAGAAAGGCGUAGAACUGGCCGCCGUCGACAAUCGCUGGGGACGGUCUCUACUUCAAGCGAUAGACUUGCCCGAAGAGGUCGUCGUCAUCGUCGAAGAUCUAGACUUGACCGUCCGUCUUCUACAAUUCGGUCCUCACUCCGUUCUUCAGUUCCUUCCUCGCUACCUUCUACUUCUGCAGAAGACCCUUUUGCCGAUACGACCGACGCCAUCGAGACCACCGAUACCGUUGCUGAUCCUAACGACUCUGGAAUCGAAAUGGAGGAAUCUAUUCUCGACAGUUUCCGGUGGCUCGACGAGGACGAGGAACUCGAUCUGUCGUUGGACAGUUACCACAAAUAUGUUGCUGAUACGGCUCUGUCGUCGCAACAUGUUCAACAAUCUCCACGCCGAAUGCCUUCUUUCCGCCGAACACUAUCCUUGGCUAAGAAUCGGAAUUCAAUAUUCAUGGGGAGUAGUGGUCGGGGCUUAAGUUCUAGUCAAUCAUCUACACUUCAUUUUUCUGCAGCCGGCAGCGGAGCUCAUAACAAUAAUAAUCGAACCGACAAUUACCAUGGCCGUCAUGCACCCCAUCGGUCGACAUCUUCCAUUGAUCCAGCUGCACAAUACUACCAGGAUCCGGAAGCUCGAUUGAAAUUACGAGUCUAUCUGGCAUCACCUCAAAAGUUUGACGAGGCAAUCGAAUUUGGGUUCCCGUCUUUGGACAAGGAGAAUAGCGAUACCAACAACCCACGCCGACAUAACAACAACCGGGAUUCGAAACGGAUAUCGCAGAUUUCUGCAUCGACUCAUGGAACUCAUGGAUGGACAUUCCUGGAUGAUGACACAUCCAUUGACUUGAGUCUAUUCGAUUUGACGGAUCCUCCACCACAAACCCAACAAUCGAAGAAAUCACGACGCAGUCAUGAUAAGACUACCCUAAGCCCGAAUAUCCGCGAACUCACAACCUCUCAUUCACGCUCUUCUUCUACCAUAGACCCACACCUCCAUCGUCGUCCGCAUCCUCUGAAGCCAAUCGAAGGAAAUGUCAAUGGCAAUCCACGCCCUGCUACUGGCGGUCAUCGUCGUGAGAUGACUUUGAAAAUGACCCUCACAAGACCUGAUUUACGAACAGCCAGUGAUAUCGGUCCGUACGGCCAUGAUCGACAUGAUGAUCCUCUACGGUUGGCAGAAUUGCCACCUGCAGACGAAUCAUGUAAUAUCUGGGAUGAUAUUCCUGAAGAAAAGGGCGUGGUGAAGAAGAUGUGGCGUAAACUUCGCUCAUGGAGAGAUUGAUCGCCUCUCCCAUCUCGCCUCUUGAAAGUUUUUAACAUUGAUACCUUUUUUAACUCUCCAUUCAUGUGCAUACUUAUACGAGCAUUUACCUUUCAGCUCAUACCAUCGUUUAACUUUGCGGAUGACAUUACAUCAAGCGUUCCCUCAUUUACAAUCUCUUUUUUCUUGGAUAUGAUUAUAUACCCUCUCUUGUUGUGACAUUACAUUUCUUUUACCUCUGAUUUAAUGGGCGAUUUAUACAUAUUUAUUAUUCAUUGUAUCUACUAUUUAGCAUGCAUCUUCAUACUAUUCGAGCUGGAUACAGGAUUGGAUUCGUGUUUGGGGGUUACCUUGCUGGCUCGUUGGUAGUUAGUUAAUUAGUCAAUGCCAAUAAUUCAAUCC